AUGUGGGAUAAUUGGAAGAUAGCAAUAAAUCUGUUUUAUAUUAUUAAUAUUGCACUUGUGGUGGUAUCGUUCUGGAGUGAGUUUGUUUGGGAGUUUUAUGUGAAUCCACUGUUUUUAUUGGAAUGUUUUAUUCUAUUGGGAUUAGUCACCUCUGAUUAUUUAUUACCCUCGUUAUCAAUAAUUUCAACCGAUGUUUUCAAUAUUUCAAGCAGGAUAUCUGGUAUUACAAUAUUAUCCUUGGGUAAUUCUAUUCCAGAUAUUACAGGUACAUAUCAGUCUAUGAAGAAAGAUGCAACCUCUUUAGCAAUCGGUGAAUUGCUUGGUGGCUUAUUAUUCGUUUUAACUGUAGUAAUAGGACUGAUGGCAUUGUCAAGAACAAUUGUACUGACCGAUAAAGAUCUCGAAUUAAAUGAUACUAGUGAUAUUUCAAAUCAUGGAAUCUCAACAAAGGAAAAAAUAGGGUUUCAUUCGAAAAAAUAUUAUAUCCAUGAUAUUUUAAUAUUUACUGUGUUGAUAUUAAUAGCAUUUUGGAUAUUAUCCGAUGGUACUUUAGCAUUUUGGGAAUGCUUGCUAAUGUCCUUAUUCUAUAUCGUUUACGUUAUUUAUCAAAUUAACGACUACACCGAAAGUACCCAUACACCUGAUUCGGAAUCUUUGAUAUCUCAAGAUCGGAUAGCGCAUCCAAACAAUGGUAUAAAACAAUUUUUUGGUUUCUCAAAUAUUCACAACAAUAUACUAUUAUUUAAUAAAGGUAUCCAAACCAGGCGGGAUAUAAUAAGCAAAAGAGUUAGAAAUCAUUUUAAGAAGAAUAGUCAUGGCUGGAUCCGUAUGACUCUUAAAGAUUUGUUAGAUAUCUGGGGAAAUGAAAAUGAAUUUAAUGAUGAAAUUUUCUUAGAAACUAAUAUAUCAAACAACAGACUCCAAUCGUCUCUUCAGCCAAUAUCUUCUUUACAAGAACAGAAACGAUAUUCUAGCAUACCGCCGAUUGUUAUAACGGAUAGCAAUUAUGAUAAUACAAAUAGAGAUAUCGAAACAACCGAAACUGACAAUUUAGACUCUAACACACCAAACUCAAGGCCACAACUAAAUCGCCCAAUUACUCAAAAAUCUUUGAGUUGUAAUCAUUUACCGCAUUUGCUUAUUCCAAUUUCACCCUCCCAUAGCCCAGCAGUAGUCUGUAGUCCAGAACCCUUAGUAUUGGAAACACCUACAGUAGAUUACUUAUACCAUGGCUAUGAAGUUUACAACGAGUUAAUCAAUUAUCCACCAAAGACUGUGGAUCAUCAAUUUCUAACCAUGUUGUUCACUGCUCCAUUAUCUGUAUUACUAAAUGCUUAUUUGCCAGCAAUUAAUAUCACUCAUGUGAACAAGAAGUUGUCGCCGGUGACUUCAAUUAAGUUGGUAUUAUCUCCAAUUAUAAUCAGUGUAUUAUUGUAUCAAUGUUUGACAAUCUGGGCUAUAAUAAUGUGUAUUCCAAUUAUUAUUCUUCUGACGUACUGGGAAAAAGCCAACAUUUAUAGAUAUAAUUCGAAUGUUGUUGCAAUCAUUGAAUUCAUAGUUUCCCUAUGUACCAUAAGCUAUUCUGUCAAACAUGUUGUUCGAAUUUUAACAAACUGGACAGAAAGGUACAACCUAACACAGGAAAUCCUAGGCUUAACUAUUUUUGCCUGGGGUAAUUCAGUGGGUGAUUUGAUUUCAAAUGUAACCUUUACACAGCUUGGAGCAAUAGACAUAGCAAUAAGUGCAUGUUUUGGGGGUCCUUUGCUUUGCUUUCUCUUUGGUCUUGGCAUAGAUGGACUCUUAAUUUUGUUGAAUAACUAUGGUCAAGAGGACAGUUCCAUUUGGAAAACAUCAUUGGUUUUCAAAACUGAGAGACAUUUUUACAUCACAACAGGUGGCGUCAUUAGUGCCAUUAUUGUAUUAACUAUUGGAGUCCCAUUGAAUGGAUGGGUAAUUGAUAAGAAGAUUAGUGUUAUAUUACUAUCUAUAUACCUACUGAUAACUGCAUUAAAUGUAUAUAUAGAAGCAUGCAAAUAA
Molecule: messenger RNA, 2037 nt
Organism: Vanderwaltozyma polyspora DSM 70294
Lineage: Eukaryota; Fungi; Ascomycota; Saccharomycetes; Saccharomycetales; Saccharomycetaceae
Gene: YCX1
Product: Ycx1p
Exons: 1
Coding region: 1-2037 (678 amino acids)
Biological process (GO): monoatomic cation transport; intracellular calcium ion homeostasis; transmembrane transport
Cellular component (GO): membrane
Molecular function (GO): monoatomic cation transmembrane transporter activity
Source: RefSeq, a predicted model, not a curated record